This is a messenger RNA of Cercospora beticola, 1185 nucleotides long. It is a transcript of the gene PRE10, whose product is annotated as proteasome core particle subunit alpha 7. Gene Ontology annotation, cellular component: proteasome core complex; proteasome core complex, alpha-subunit complex; nucleus. NCBI's taxonomy places the organism in Eukaryota, Fungi, Ascomycota, Dothideomycetes, Mycosphaerellales, Mycosphaerellaceae. Gene Ontology annotation, biological process: ubiquitin-dependent protein catabolic process; proteasomal protein catabolic process. The record is from RefSeq and is a predicted model, not a curated record.
GUACAAUCAAUCCCACACCACUUCGACCCAUCACCGCCGCUGCAUCGUCCUUCCCGCAGGCACUUGAUUUCGACGACGAACAGUAGAGCGCUACUUCCAAACAGCGCCUCCUGUCCGCGCCGUCUGCACCCCCGCUCACCUCCAAACAGUUCUCAUAAACGCAGCCAUGACGUCGAUAGGCACAGGCUACGAUCUCUCCAACUCCGUCUUCUCCCCCGAUGGACGCAACUUCCAGGUCGAAUACGCCGUCAAGGCCGUCGAGAAUGGAGGCACCGCCAUCGGCAUCAGAUGCAAGGAUGGCGUGGUGUUGGCGCUCGAGAAGCUCGUCACCAGCAAGCUCAUGAAGAAGGAUGCAAACAACCGGAUAGCAACUGUCGACAGGAAUAUCGGUGUGGUCCACUCUGGUCUAUUACCCGAUGGCCGCCACUUCGUCUCUCGUGCCCGCGAUGAGGCAUCACAAUGGCGCGGCACCUACAAGGCUCCUAUCCCCACAUCAUCUCUCGCCAACCGCAUGGGCGCCUACGUGCAAGCAUACACUCUCUACUCCUCCGUACGACCAUUCGGCAUUACCGCGAUCGUAGGUGGCUGGGACGCUGAAACAGAAGUUGACGUUGACGGAGCUGUCGGAAGCGGGCCAAAGGUCGGAGCAGGUGGCAAGACGCAAGGCGUGAAGGAAGGCGGGCCAUACCUCUACAUGAUCGAGCCAUCAGGUCUGUACUGGGGAUACUACGGCGCUGCAACAGGAAAGGGACGACAGACCGCAAAGGCAGAGCUGGAGAAGCUGAAGCUGGAUCCAAAGGAUGGCGAGUGCAUCAGCUUGGAGCAGGGCGUCAAGGAGGCGGCGCGCAUCAUCUACGCUGCGCACGAGGACAGCAAAGACAAGGAGUUCGAGCUAGAACUCACCUGGAUCAGCUCAGUCAACGGGCCGACUAAGGGUCGACACGAGGCUGUGCCGAAGGAGAUGAAGGAGGAAGCAGAGCGCUUGGCCAAGAUUGCGCUGGAAGGCGAGGACGAUGAAGAGGAGAAGAUGGAGGAGUAGGCAAUCUGCUGGGGUGUAAGAUACCAGUGCAUACGGCGGAGUCGCAUGCAUAGAGCGGCGUACGAGUUGAUGGCUACAGAGAGGCGUUCAUCAACGCUUUAAGAAUCGAACAAUGGCAUGUAUCAUGAAUCGUAUGUUGUCCCCUC